CGAACAAGGAAUCGCCCUACUCGCAGUGCUGCAGGUCUGUUGCUGUCGAAAGAUCGCUCGCUGUGUGUCUUUCGUUCCAAAGUGUCAUAAUCGUCCUCAUCUGACAGAGAAAAUGGAUACAUAAUGUGUUUGUUGAGAUUCAAAGAGAGUAAGAAAGGAAUGUAGUUAACAGGAACAAAUCAAUUGACAAAUGGUAGCUACAAAUAUAUAUAAUAAUUGAAAUGCGCACCUUCUUUCUAGUACUGCUGGGCAGUAUUGCCUAUGUGUCUUGUAACAGCCCGCCUAUAUUCUUGAGGAAUAUAGAUUUAGCUGUAAUUAAAGAAAAUACUCCCGUAGGCACAAAUUUCUUUAAUCUCCUGGGAUCAGAUCCCGAGAAUUCAACGGUAACUUAUGGACUGGAAGGAACUGACAGGUUUCAAGUGAACAGUACAACCGGAGCUAUUACUGUUGCAGCUCCAAUAGAUAGAGAAGUGAAUGACAGUUUGCGAUUUUAUGUGAUAUUAGAAGAUGUGGUGGGAAAUGGACAAGACAACAAUGUGGUGAGAGUGCCUGUUGCAGUAAUCAUAUUAGAUGAAAAUGAUAAUGAACCGGUAUUCCAUGGGACUCCGUACGAGGCAACAGUUUUAGAGGAUGCUGCCGUCGGCACCACUGUGCUGGAAAAGAUCAAGGUCACGGACGCUGAUGACGUCGGAGGUGUCCUUCAGAUUCGAUGCGAUUCCCCUCCACAGCAUCCGUCUGCAUGCGACAAGUUUUCGGUGAUCACUCAGUCUUCGAGUCCUCAAUCCACCACAGCAACCCUCGUCCUCAGGAGAAGCCUAGAUUAUGCCGAAAGCAAUUAUUACCAGAUCAGGCUCAUUGCUGAUGAUGGAUAUCACAACGCAACGGAAGUCGUUUCAAUCCGGAUCGGAGACGUGCAGAACCGACCUCCCGUAUUCGUUGGAUCCUUGACGGGCUUGGUGGAUGAAGAUGCGGAAGUGGGUACUCUGGUGAUGACUCUGAAAGCAAAGGACGGUGAUGAAGGAGAUCCAAGAAGUGUCACUUACGAAUUGGUCACGAACCCCGAAGAAUUCUUCAGUAUUCAUCCUCUAACAGGCGAACUCAGAACAGCCAGGCUUCUCGACAAAGAAAUAUUUCCAUCUUCUAACGGAGUCAUCAACGUCGGAGUGAAGGCUACCGAGGUGAUGUCCAACGGAGCUCUGGCCGUCGGCAGCGAAGCAUGGACAGUUGCAGCCCUGACAAUCACCAUCCGAGAUGUAAACGACGAGCCACCCACUUUCAAUAAGAUCAGCUACACUGUCAAUCUGAACGAGAAUGUCGCUAAUGGGACGCCGCUGCCGAAUUUGGACAUGUUCGUCCAAGAUACAGAUUCGGGAUCGAAUUCCGUAUUUAAUAUUGAGUUGGUCGACGAUUCAGGAAUCUUCAGUGUCGAGCCUAAUUUGGCCACCGGCUCCACAUCAGUCAGCAUUCGAGUGUCCAGUGGUCCGCUGGACUAUGAGAAUCCGAACCAAAGAAAAUUCAUCUUGUUGGUGGUAGCCAAGGAAGCCUUUACAAAUCCGCAGCUGUCUGGAACAGGAACAGUUACAGUGAACAUUCUAGAUACAAACGACAAUGUUCCAAAAUUUGAGAAACCAGAAUACAAGUCAAGCAUUAUCGAAAAUGCACCUGCAGGAACUGUCGUGGAUACCAUUACUGCAACAGACAGAGACACGAUGGUAUUUGGAGAAGCUGGUAUCGUCUAUUCUAUUUUUGGAAAUGGGGCAGAAAAAUUCCAAGUAGGCGAAACGUCCGGCGUCAUAACCGUGGCUCCGUGUCAGACCCCCGGAUCCGGUAACUGUCUGGAUUUCGAAACCAGGCCAACUUAUUACUUAUCGUACCAGGCCGUGGACGACAUGGGCAGGGGAUUGGCGACCGUGGUCCCGCUCACCAUCACAUUAUCGGACGCCAAUGACAACGCGCCCGUAUUCCUGCACGAGUCCUACUCGGCUACCAUCGACGAAGGAGCUUUCAAAUUCGACACACCGCUGCGAGUACAGGCAGUUGAUGCAGAUGCUACAUCUGUAGUGCAAUAUUCCAUCAUAGCUGGCAACAGUCAUAACAUCUUUGCAAUUGACGGCAGAUCCGGUGAGAUCAGCGUCACUCAAAGGAAUGGUCUAGACGUUUCAGCUCUCAAAACGGAUACAAUAAUAUUAACAGUUCAAGCCAGUGAUGGUGGAAAUGGUGUCGUCACAACUACUGUCAAAAUCACUGUAAAGGAUGCAAAUAACAACAAGCCGAUUUUUGAGAAAGAAAAGUAUGAGGCUAGCAUACCAGAAGCUUCACCUCCAGGUACUGUUGUGGAGCAGGUCUCCGCCACCGAUGCGGAUACCGGAGUAAAUGCCGAAAUCUCCUACAGGAUACAGAAAGGUGGCUUCGAUGACUUUACAAUCCAUCCAAGAUCUGGUGAAAUUAGCGUCAAAGAUGGAGCCAAGAUGGAUUACGACAGGAGACAAGAAUACAAUAUUGAGAUCGUCGCAGUGGACGGCGGGAGUCCUCAGCACACAGGAACCGCAACCUUAGUGGUUCAAGUCCUCAACAGCAACGACAAAGCGCCUUAUUUCACUCCUUCUACGCAACGCACUCAAGUCACCGAAGAUCAGAACGAAGGGCACAUAUUUUACAAACUGAAGGCAGCCGAUCCUGACAUCACUAAUCCAGAUUCACUGAUCUUUGCCGUGUCUGAACCAAUCACAGCCACAGACAAAGACGGUCGUCAACUACCGUCGCAAGUAGCAGGAUACAAGGCUUUCUUUGAUGUUAUUCCUGAAACCGGUGAAGUUAAAGUGUCCAGUCGGCUGGACAGAGAAAUGGCUGCGAUUGUUACCAUGACAGUAAUUGUCACUGACAUUAGCGCAACCCCACCUCAAACCGGAACAGGAACUCUUGUCAUAACAAUUAUUGAUCUGAAUGAUUUCCCCCCUUCUUUCCCACGUCCUUGGAGCCCCGAAAACCCGGAACUGCACAUCAAUGCAAUGGAAGAACAACCGAAAGGCAGCGUUGUUGCCACUUUAGUGGCUACAGACCCCGAUUCAAACAUUGCGGAGUACAAAAUAGAGCCAGAAAACGAAUUCUUCCACAUUGACAAUACCUCAGGUGUUAUUAGUGUAAAGAGCAGAGUGGAUUAUGAAAGUGUAAAAGAGAUAGUUUUCAAAGUCGUCGCUUAUGACACGGGCAUACCACAGAUGUCAGCGUCUGCUCUGAUUACUGCCAAAGUGUUGAACAUCAAUGACAACGACCCAAUGUUUGAUCAGAGCUCCUACCACGCAACUGUGCCCGAAAACUCUCCUCAAGGUACGAGCGUCAUUGCGGUGAAUGCGACGGAUUCGGAUGCCGGAGACUUCGGAGACAUUCGAUACUCGCUACUCGGAGAAAGAAGCCUCGAUUUCACCAUCGAUCAAAAAGGAAUCAUAAGAGUUGCAGCAGCAGCCAACCUUGACCGGGAAUCGACAACUUCAAUCACGCUUCAGGUCGUUGCCACUGAUCAGGGCCAAGACAUAAAUACCAGACGAGCAAUAUCAGUGCCUCUGUACAUUAAACUGGAAGACAGGAACGACAACCCUCCGAUGUUCAGCCAAAGGGAAUACGAAGCUUCCAUUGUGUCAAACCUUCCCAUAUCUCCUCCGUCGUCGGUUCUGCAGCUGACGGCUGAUGACAGAGACAUCGGUGAAAACGCCAAGAUACUCUACAGCAUUGUUUCUGGAAAUGAAAAAGGUGUUUUCGACAUUAAUCAAGAAACAGGUGUCAUUUAUCCUGUGAAAGAAUUGCCUGAGAACGUGAAGAGUUUCAAGCUGAGGGUGAGGGCUGCAAAUCCUGGGGACGAAGAGAACAUAGACGAGGCCAUUGUCAGGAUUAAGAUCGUCGAGAUCAAUCAAGACAAACCAAAAUUCAUUGUGCCAGCCACUCCCAACGCUACGGUUGAAAUUUUGGAGAACCAAAGCGUACCUGAUUUCUUGGUACUCAUAGUAUCCGCAGAAGACAAGGAUCGAGGGGAGAACGGGCGAGUGUCGUAUUACCUGAAAGUGGGCGACACCAACGUGGAAGAAACGGAGCAUUUCAGAAUCAAUACUGUGACAGGAGAAAUACGUACGAAAUCUAUCCUGGAUCGCGAGGAGAAGUCCAAAUACCAGCUUGUGUUAUCAGCUCGUGAUAAUGGUUCUCCGACUGUUUUUGAAUCGCUUCGCUUCUUGACGGUCAUCCUAGUGGACGUGGAUGAUAACAGCCCGGAAUUUCCUCGCACACAGAUUACAAAUCCAUAUGUGUUUACACUGGAAGAGAAUUUACCAAUAAACUUUCCAAUCGGAAGAGUUUUGGCGACAGAUAAAGAUGUUGGAGAAAAUGCUUUAGUUUAUUACUACAUAGUUGAUGGGAAUUUCGGUGGUCGAUUCCGAGUGGAGAAAACUACUGGACUGAUAAAAUCGAACUCCACGUUCGAUCGAGAGGAGAAGGAAGUGUUCGAAAUCGUUGUCAAAGCUACGAGUAAUCCAGAUUACAUAGUUUAUGAAAGGGAAGAGGAGCAAGGAUUUUCAGCGGCGUCUCGAAGCUACCGAGAAGAGGACUUAUCCUUGGCCCUGGUCCGCAUCACCAUUGCCGACGUCAAUGAUAAUGCGCCCAUGUUUCUGAACGAUCCCUAUCUUGCUGGCAUCAGGACUUCCACUCAAGUCGGUGACCUGGUAGCAGCAGUCUCGGCAACCGAUCCGGACGUUGGUGACAAUGGAAAAUUCGAAUAUCGUCUGGACGCCAUCCGUCUUUUCCGGCCAGGAGUGCCAGGCAGUGUUCGACCAGUCCCUUCCCCUUUUAAUAUUUCAGCAGAUGGACACAUCACAGCUUCCCAAUUAAUGGCCCAGUAUGACCAUGCUCGAUUUGAACUGCACGUUGCAGCCAAAGAACUCGCUUCGCCUUUCAGAGUUGCCAAAGCAAUCGUUAAAGUAUGGAUCUACGAACAGAAUCAGUUAGUAAGAGUGAUCGUACCACAACCACCUGAAGAAGUCAACCGAAAGAAAGCGAUGAUUCACGAAAUUUUAUCGAAUGCUACAAGGGGAGUUGUUGUGAUCGAUGAUAUCAGGUAUCAUGUGAACGAAAAGAAAAAACUUAACAGGAAAUGGACGGACCUCUACAUACACGUCGUGAAUAAUCAGGACGAGAUGAUGCUGAUUCCUCAGGUUUUAGAAGCGGUCGAUUCCAAUUCAAAAAUCCUCAACGAACGACCAGAAUUUAAAAUUCAUAAAAUAGUGCCUGCAUAUGUGGAUCUUUUGGACGAAGAAUUUGACUUGGCUUUGGCAGCACUCAUCGCAUUGCUAGUUGUCAUAUUUGUUGGAAUCAUCACCAUGAUCGUUUGUUGUCUCUGCUUAAAGAAGUGGUAUGCUGUUAAAAUACAUGAAGCACUCAUACCUCGUGAAAAGACGACGGAUAAUGGAAACACGACAGAAAAUCCCUUAUGGACUGAGCAGAAAUUAAAACUUUAUGAGGAGCAAGAACUGAGUAUGAGCGUUGUCCCUGACCAUGGCGAAAACACGAGACAAAUAACUGCAGUAGAAGUAGAAACAGACGCAGUAUACGCCACUUUGCGAAAAGGGAAUAGGUUGGCCACGUUUCAGCAUCAACCUGCGAAUGAAUACGCAACAUUAGAUGGUUGUUCCACUGGACAAACUCUGGACAUUCAGCCAGAUAGCCACGAAUACCAUGAACUGAAUUCCCGACAACCCUCUGGAUAUUUCAUCUCCGAAUCUACCUCAUCCGAUCCUCAGUCUCCGCAGGAAGUCCGUCAAUCCACAUUGACUAUAGAUAAAGAUGGUGAGCCUGUGCUAGUGACAGAGUUAUUGUGAAUGUGCCUUCAUCGCAGGCGAUAGACGCACUGCAAAAAAGAACUUGAGUGUUUCUCGUUUUGUUUAUUUAAAUGUUUUCCCUCGACACUAUUCUUGGCAGCCAUGUCAACUAUUUAAGUAGCAUCAGACUUUUGCAGAUGCAUUUUCCAUCAUAAUAUUUUUUCAUUCAUAAUUACAUAUUCUGGUGCAAUUGUGUUUUUAUACAAGGAAAAUUAUUUUAAUUUAAUAAAAAAUAAAAUAAAAA
Molecule: messenger RNA, 6102 nt
Organism: Argiope bruennichi
Lineage: Eukaryota; Metazoa; Arthropoda; Arachnida; Araneae; Araneidae
Product: cadherin-87A-like
Exons: 45
Coding region: 222-5858 (1878 amino acids)
Biological process (GO): homophilic cell-cell adhesion
Cellular component (GO): plasma membrane
Molecular function (GO): calcium ion binding
Source: RefSeq, a predicted model, not a curated record